Messenger RNA from Telopea speciosissima, 1367 nucleotides. RefSeq names its product transcription factor MYB35-like. NCBI's taxonomy places the organism in Eukaryota, Viridiplantae, Streptophyta, Magnoliopsida, Proteales, Proteaceae. Bases 56 to 1213 code for a protein of 385 amino acids. The transcript is spliced from 3 exons. The record is from RefSeq and is a predicted model, not a curated record.
CUUCUCUCCUUAAACUUUAGGUUUCCUGACAUAAACUUACACCAUUUUGGAUGAGAUGGGGAAACCAUCAUGUUGCGAUAAGUCGAAUGUGAAAAGGGGUCUUUGGACUGCAGAGGAGGAUGCAAAGAUACUCGCUUAUGUAUCGAUGUAUGGUACAGGUAACUGGACAUUGGUACCAAAAAAAGCAGGACUUAAACGAUGCGGGAAGAGUUGUAGGCUUAGGUGGACUAAUUACCUGAGGCCAGAUCUCAAGCAUGAUACCUUCACACCUCAAGAAGAAAAAUUGAUUGUCAGACUUCAUAAAGCCAUAGGAAGCAGGUGGUCUCUAAUAGCAGCCCAGUUGCCAGGAAGAACAGACAAUGACAUUAAAAACUUCUGGAACACAAAGCUGAGAAAGAAGCUCCAACAGAUGGGAAUCGAUCCUGUCACUCACAAGCCUUUUUCAGAAAUCCUAACUGACUAUGGUAAAAUUGGUUGUUUCCCGAAAGCUGGAAACCAUAUUGGAUCCCUCAAUAGAGACUUGAGGAAUGCAUUCACGCCCAAACCAGAAGCAUCUUCAGUUAAUGGCAUUUCAAACAUCACAAGCCACUUGAUGACAGCUAUGAGAGCUCCAAAGAUGGAACCAAUGGAAGAUGGCCUGUCAGACUACACUAGCAAUAGCAACUACUCUUGGGACCUUCUGGGUGAGCUUCAGGCCAUAAAACUAGUUAAAGAAGCAACAAAGUGCAGCAACCAAGACAUAAUUGAACCCAUUUUCUUUAGUGAAGGAUCAUCAUCAUCAUCAUCUUCCUUUUCCACUACCGUAAGAGUGAGUUCACCAACACCCUUUCCUUGCCAACAAUCUCUUCCACUUCAGACAACACCAUUCCCACCCUUCAAUUGGAGUGAAUUCCUUCUAGAAGAUGUGUCUCUUCCUCCUGAUCAGCCACAGCAAUGCUUUCAAGGGUCUUCAAGCCUAACACAAGUACAUAAUGAGAUGCAGCAAAGCCAAUUAAUUGUUGAAAGUAACGAUAAUUUCAGUGUUGUUGCAGACAUGGAUUAUGAUGCACUGGUUAACAUAGGCCAGAGUAAUCCAGGAAGAGUUGGAGAGGAAGCUAGCAACAUCUUUGAUGACUCUUUGUCAUCUGAUAAUUCAUUCCUGACAACGAUAUUGGAUCAAGACAACCAGAUGUUGUGGGAAUUCCCUGAUAUGUUUGGGGAACCAUUUUUCUGAGUAUUGGUAGAUCAACAAAUUGCUGAACCAAACCUCACUAGAGCAUAUCAGUGUUUUCAUACCAAUAGGGAUACAGGAUCGUAGAUAAAAAGAGGAUGGAGAAGGGAAGUCAAGGUUUUAUGUGAAGAUAGAAUGUUUCUACAAGUUUGAACUA